GCCGAACUGACAAGCGGAGCUGCAGGAGCUCGGCGAUCGUCCGGUGGCGUGCAGCUCUGGGCCGCCCUGCUCCGCGACGCUGCGCUUGCUCUGAAGCAGCUGAAGCCGACCGGACUCCGGCACCCUUCAGAUGCGUCCGCACCUCUCUGCCGCUGCUCCUCUGGAGGCUCGACGCAAGUGUUGCUUCCGACGGGGCAGCGCUCCUCCCCCGCGGGCUCACCGCGAGGACCCUCCGCAGGCAGUCCCGGAGCCAUCUGUGUACCAGGUGCCAGUGACUUUCAGAGAUGUGGCCGUGCACUUCAGCAGGGAGGAAUGGGAGUGUCUCAGCCCUAACCAGAGGACCCUCUACCGGGAUGUGAUGCUGGAAAACUUCAGGAACUUCAUCGAACUGGGAUACUGCGGCCCUAGACCAGACCUUAUUUCUCACCUGGAACUGUGGGAUGAACCAUGGGUUGAAGAUUGGGACAGACUUGAGUUUCUAGAAGCUCGAAAAGGUGUCUGCCCAGGAGGCAGAAAGUCCGUGGAUCCUAAGAGACCCCAUGAUCUGGCUUCGGCUCAUGAGAGGGCCCACCCACAGACAGGAGCCAAGAGAGGGCCUGCCUUGAAGAGUGUCCUGACAUCGGGUAAGGUGAACCUUCCCAGAGCCACCUCUGGGAAGAGAGUGCACGGACAGGACGCUUUCCAAAACCAGGUGUCUGGAAAGUCCUGCAAGAAGCAACCAGGCCUCACAGAGCAGUGCAAGAACGGUGCAGGGAGACAGCCCUUCAUCUGUGGUACGUGUGGGAAGGCACUGAGCUGCUAUAGCCGGCUGGCUGCUCACCAGACAGUACACACCGGAACCAGGUCCUUUAAGUGCUUUGAGUGUGGCCGGACGUUCCGCUGGGUUUCAAACCUUCUGCGCCACCAGAGAAAUCACACAAGUGAAAAGCCCUUUGGCUGUGAGGUGUGUGGACAGGCCUUCAACUGGAAGGACCGCCUAACACAGCAUCGCAAGAUCCACACUGAACACAGUCCAUAUGUGUGCAGUGACUGCGGGAAGGCCUUCAAACAGAAGUCAAACCUCCUCCGGCACAAACGCGUUCACACUGGGGAGAGGCCUUUCUACUGCGACAGCUGUGGGAAGGCCUUUCGUACCAAAGAGAACCUCAGCCACCACCAGCGGAUUCACAGCGGAGAGAAGCCCUACACCUGUGACGAGUGUGGGAAGGCCUUCCGGUGGCCCAAGAGCUUCAGUAUCCACCAGAGGGUCCACCUGGCAAAGAGAUUCUACGAGUGUGAGCACUGUGGGAAGGGCUUCCGCCACUUGGGCUUUUUCACGCGGCAUCAGAGAACUCACAGGCGUGGAAAAGUAUAAAGGCGCCUGGAGGCAGAUGGGCUUUCCCUGAAGAACUGUGGCCGGGGUUCUCAAGCCUAGCAGCCAUGUGGUCCUUGAGUGAACUGUUUGUAGCUCCCUGAGUCUGAGGAAGUUCUGCCAGGAACCUGACACAGGGAAGGGAAUCUCUGCAGUAUGCAGGCAGAGCCGGUGACAGCUCUGGCCAUGUCAGCUGAGAAAUUUGCCCUUGUCCUGAGUGUUAUCUGUGUGCACUUUAACUCCUUUCUCUUCUUGCUCUUUCACCGCGUCUCCUGUUUGUGGAAGGGAGGUUUGAGGCUUGAGCAGAAAUAAAGCUUUUGGAGCUGCCAAGCUGGCCCAGUGGGUAAAGGCACAGGCUGCAAAGCCUGAGUUUGCUUCCCAGGCACUCAUGUGGUCGGAGGAGAAAAACCAAAUGCCGUAAGUUGUUCUCUGACUUCCUGCAGCCCAUGUAUGCACACAGACACACAACAAAUACAUAAUAAAAAAAAAAAAAACAACAAAACAAAACCUCUUCCACCUCAGCAAGUGGCCAUAGAAUGCCUUUAUUAAAGGGCAACAGACCGGGAUUCACACUGGGGAACCUAGUGUGUGGGUGUGUGGGGAAGCAGCUGCGAACUGGACAGGACCACAUGGGGAGUAGAAGUUUGUUAAGAUAUCCCGGCACUGUGUCUGCAGCAGAGAUAACCAGAGUUUUGGUUCUGUUUAUUUGGUUUUAUUAA
This is a messenger RNA of Chionomys nivalis (European snow vole), 2070 nucleotides long. It is a transcript of the gene Znf707, whose product is annotated as zinc finger protein 707. Lineage: Eukaryota; Metazoa; Chordata; Mammalia; Rodentia; Cricetidae. The transcript has 4 exons. The record is from RefSeq and is a predicted model, not a curated record. Gene Ontology annotation, biological process: regulation of transcription by RNA polymerase II. Gene Ontology annotation, molecular function: DNA-binding transcription factor activity; RNA polymerase II cis-regulatory region sequence-specific DNA binding. Bases 131 to 1354 code for a protein of 407 amino acids.